AUGCAAGACUCAAAUGAUCCAGCCAGGAGGUACGGGCUUGUUCAACGCCAAAUGCCAACUGGGUGCAGAUUUGCUCCCUCCGAUGAAGUACUGGUCAUUCAUUAUCUCUCCAAGAAAGGCAAGAACGAGCCACUGCCAUGUCCAUAUGCAGUACGGGAAUGUGAUCUUUAUGGCAGAGAACCUGAGGAGAUAUGGAAGGAAUUUGGCGGAGACAGAUUGAAGAGAAAAAUAGACCAAGACCUUGGUCUCUUUUUCUUUACAAGAUUGAAGAAGAAGAGUGGCACUGAUCAUGGAAGCUCAAGAAUUGAUAGGUCAGUUGGUAAUAAUAUUGGUACCUGGCAUGAAGAAUGUGCUCUUCGUAGCAUUACAUGUAGUGAGACAAAAAAGAACAUUGGGUCAAAGAAAAGAUUUGUUUACAAGAGUAACAAGAGCCAUAAUAGAGGUAGAGUAAGUUGGCAUAUGCUUGAGAUUAGUCUUCCUGAUAAUACUAGCGAUCAUGUAGUGUGUCAGUUGAAAAGGAAAGAGAGAAAUUCAAUAAAAUCUGGAAGAGGAGAUGCAGGAGUACUGGAGAAUGGUAAUGGUGAGGGUGCUCAAAAACGUCAGAGGACAGUUUCUUGGACAAAUCAAGAAGCAGGGCCUAGUUUCUUUAACAGCAACAAAACCCUAGAAUCUUAUGAUGAGGCAAAGAGAAAUUCUAGUGGAAGUGGCAAGGAAAUGUUAGCGAGUAAUUCAAUAGAAUCUGGAAGAGGAGAUGCAGGAGUGGAGAACGGCAAUGAUCAAGGUGCUCAAAAACGUCAGAGGACAGUUUCUUGGACAAAUCAAGAAGCAGGGCCUAGUUUCUUUAACAGCAAUAAAACCCCAGAAUCUUAUGAGGCAAAGAGAAAUUCUACUGUGUGUGGCAAGGAGAUGGGAGCCUCAAUUGAUGGUGGUCAUUCUUUUGAUCUGAAUAUAGAGUGGACUAAUCCGGAUGAAGAUGACACAUAUACAUCUCAUAAAGAGCGGCAGCCGCACUUCAGCUCCGGGAAGAAGAUGACCGAGAUAGCUUCUUCAAGUCUAGCAUCAUUAGAAACUGGUAAAAGCACUAAUCAUGUGAAGAACGCCAAAAAAACGCUGCGCUUUGACGUUAACAUUAUCACAUUUUUCCACCCCACAACCACCCCUUGA
Messenger RNA from Populus trichocarpa (black cottonwood), 1164 nucleotides. Its product is annotated as NAC domain-containing protein 83. Gene Ontology annotation, biological process: system development; regulation of DNA-templated transcription. NCBI's taxonomy places the organism in Eukaryota, Viridiplantae, Streptophyta, Magnoliopsida, Malpighiales, Salicaceae. The record is from RefSeq and is a predicted model, not a curated record. The transcript has a single exon. The coding region runs from base 1 to 1164 and encodes 387 amino acids. Gene Ontology annotation, molecular function: DNA binding.